AUGAUCGUCAGAGAAGGAGUUGAAGCAUCUUCGUUGGGGAGGCCGGCGGCGGAGGAUCUGGAAAUGGCAGCGGAAGUGAAAUCUUGGCGGAGCCAGACUUCGUCAGAUUCGUCGCCUUCAAAUAAUAAUUCAUCGUCGCAACCGUCGUCGUGGAUUCAUUUGAGAUCGGUUCUAUUUAUCAUCGCUUCUUCAUCGACUUCAUCGUCGUCCUCAUCCUCACCAGUUCCCUCUGAUCGGGGGAGCCUUAAAUCGCCAUGGUCUAGGAGGAGAAGAAAACACGCCCUUCUUGCCAAACAAUGGAAGAGUUUAUUUGAUGCAGAUGGGAAACUCUCUGAUGGGGGAAUCAAGUUACUGAAGAAAGUUCGAAGUGGAGGUGUUGAACCAAGUAUACGGGCAGAGGUUUGGCCGUUCCUGCUUGGAUUCUAUGAUGUGAAAAGUUCACAAAAAGAAAGAGAUGCUAUUGGAGCUCAAAAAAGAAAAGAAUACCUGGACUUGCGGAGACAGUGUCCACAAAAUUUAAAAUGCGGUGAUAGAAGUUCCAAGUUGGAGAUUUCUGGAAAUAAUUGUAACGAGUCUAGUGAAUUUAAUCGAGGUUCAGAUUCUCCUGUUUUGGAAGAAGUUGCUAGUGCCAGAGCUUCUCUUUCGGUGGACGGAGUGAGCCUUGCAGGGGAGAUAUCCACAACGUCUGGACAUAUUCUACACCUUAAAACAUCCAGUACAUUAGUGGAUGAAAAAGAUGAGAGUGGAAUUAUUGAUGAAAAUAUUUUUGAAGAAACUGAUUCCGAUUCCGAUUCCUCCUCGGAAGAAUCUGACGAUAUGAAACCUCUCCUUGGUUCAAUAGAAUUGGAAGAUAUUGAAAUUAAUGAGUCCACUUCUUACAAGACGGAAAUUAGAUCCACGUCUUAUACUGCCGAAGAUUUUGCUGCGUGGCAGCGAAUCAUACGUGUUGAUGCGGUGCGUGCUAAUUCUGAAUGGAUUGUUUACUCACCAUCUGAAGCCUCAGUGUCGGAGGUGAAGGCACAACGAUUAGCUGAGAGCGUCGGAUUGAAGGAUUAUAAUCAUCUGGAGCCAUGCAUGAUAUAUCACGCGGCUCGUCUUGUUGCCAUUCUUGAAGCUUAUGCAUUAUAUGAUUCUGAGACUGGUUAUUGCCAGGGGAUGAGUGAUUUACUCUCUCCAAUUAUCUCAGUUAUAGCAGAUGAUCAUGUAGCGUUCUGGUGCUUUGUGGGUUUCAUGAAGAAAGCUCGGCAUAACUUUCGUCUUGAUGAAAUGGGAAUCAGAAGGCAAUUGAAAACCGUAUCUAAGAUUAUCAAGGGCAAGGAUUCGCAUCUCUACAAACACUUGGAGAAGCUUCAGGCAGAGGAUUGUUUCUUCGUGUACAGAAUGGUGGUUGUUCUGUUCAGACGGGAAUUAACAUUCGAGCAGACCCUUUGCCUCUGGGAGGUUAUGUGGGCAGAUCAAGCAGCAAUUCGGGCUGGAAUUGGAAAAUCUGCUUGGGGAAGGAUGAUGCUUAGAGCGCCACCUACGGACGAUCUAUUACUGUAUGCAAUAGCAGCUUCUGUAUUGCAGAAGAGGAAACUGAUCAUAGAAAAACAUAGCAGCAUGGAUGAAAUCAUGCGGGAGUGCAAUAGCAUGUCUGGACAUCUUGACGUGUGGAAACUGUUAGACGAUGCCCAUGAUUUGGUCGUGACCCUCCAUGAUAAGAUUUAG
Molecule: messenger RNA, 1707 nt
Organism: Fraxinus pennsylvanica
Lineage: Eukaryota; Viridiplantae; Streptophyta; Magnoliopsida; Lamiales; Oleaceae
Source: the annotation of a GenBank genome assembly